Messenger RNA from Eucalyptus grandis, 1944 nucleotides. RefSeq names its product 3-ketoacyl CoA thiolase 1, peroxisomal. The coding region runs from base 186 to 1586 and encodes 466 amino acids. NCBI's taxonomy places the organism in Eukaryota, Viridiplantae, Streptophyta, Magnoliopsida, Myrtales, Myrtaceae. Gene Ontology annotation, cellular component: peroxisome. Gene Ontology annotation, biological process: phenylacetate catabolic process; fatty acid beta-oxidation. The transcript is spliced from 15 exons. Gene Ontology annotation, molecular function: acetyl-CoA C-acyltransferase activity. The record is from RefSeq and is a predicted model, not a curated record.
UGACUCGCCUAAAGUCCGCUCGUCCUUUCUAUUUCUCCUCCUCUAUAAAUCACAGCCACUGCAAUUGGCCCAUCUCGCAGAGAUCCUAGAGAGUCCUUUCUAAUUCUCCUCCCUCUAUAAAUCACAGCCACUGCAAUUCGCCCAUCUCGCAGAGAUCCUAGAGAGAGAGAGAGAGGGAGGGAGAGAUGGAGAGAGCCCUCGAUAGGCAGAGAGUCCUGCUCCGACAUUUGCAGCCCUCUCCUUCAUCUGGGUCUCCUUCUCACACCCCGCAAUCGGCUUGUGUUUCCGCCUCGGCAUGUGCUGCUGGGGACCUCGCGGCUUACCAAAGGACAGCAAGUUUUGGCGAUGAUGUGGUGAUUGUGGCCGCGUAUCGCACAGCCAUUUGCAAGUCCAGGCGUGGGGGUUUCAAGGAUACUCUUCCUGAGGAUCUGCUAGCCCCUGUUCUGAGGGCAGUGGUGGAAAAGACCAACUUGAAUCCCGCAGAAGUCGGGGAUAUAGUUGUUGGCACGGUCUUAGCUCCUGGCUCACAAAGGGGAAUUGAGUGCAGGAUGGCAGCAUUCUACGCUGGUUUUCCUGAAACUGUGCCACUCCGAACUGUCAACAGGCAAUGCUCCUCUGGCCUUCAGGCGGUUGCUGAUGUUGCUGCUUCCAUUAAAGCUGGUUUUUAUGACAUUGGAAUUGGGGCUGGUUUGGAGUCAAUGACGGUAGACCAAGUUCGUGCAGUUCCUAAAGUCAACCCAAGAGUACACAGCUUUGCACAAGCGCGGGAUUGUCUUCUUCCAAUGGGGAUCACUUCUGAAAAUGUGGCCCAGCGUUUUGGCGUGACCAGACAAGAGCAAGACCAGGCUGCUGUUGAAUCUCAUAGGCGAGCCUAUGCUGCCACGCAAUCGGGGAAAUUCAAAGACGAAAUCAUUCCUGUAUCUACCAAGUUUGUUGAUCCGAAAACUGGAGAGGAGAAGCCAGUCACGAUUUCCGUUGAUGAUGGUAUCCGACCAAACACAAAUAUAAAUGACUUAGCAAAGCUGAAGCCUGCCUUUAGAAAGGAUGGGGCAACAACAGCUGGGAAUGCUAGUCAAGUGAGUGAUGGAGCUGGGGCUGUACUGCUAAUGAAGAGAAGUGUGGCUGUGCAGAAGGGGUUGCCCAUUCUUGGUGUUUUCAGGAGUUUUGCGGCUGUUGGUGUGGAUCCUGCUGUCAUGGGAAUUGGUCCUGCUGUUGCCAUUCCCGCUGCAGUAAAGUCUGCCGGGCUCACGCUCGAUGAUAUCGACCUUCUUGAAAUAAAUGAGGCAUUUGCAUCUCAGUACGUGUAUUGUUGUAAAAAACUGGGGCUUGAUCCAGAAAAAGUCAAUGUUAAUGGCGGCGCCUUAGCUCUCGGGCAUCCUUUGGGUGCUACAGGUGCACGAUGUGUAGCAACUCUGUUGAAUGAAAUGAAGCGUCAGGGAAGAGACAGCCGGUUUGGAGUAAUAUCAAUGUGCAUAGGUUCGGGUAUGGGUGCAGCAGCAGUUUUCGAGAGAGGGGACUGUGCCGAUGAAUUAUGCAAUGCUCGACCUAUCAAGAUUAAUAACCUCCUGUCUAGGGAUGCUCAGUAGAUGCAAGUGGGGUUAUCAUCUGUACGAGUUUAAGAUUGGUGAAUGGCUGUUGCUAUCUCUACUUUGAUUUCAGCGGCAAGAAAUGCAUUGUUCUCAGACACACAUCUACCGAGUCUGCUUUCAUAGCUGUUUGAUUCCCGUGGAUUUGGCCUGUCCUAGAUUUGAUGAAAAGGGUUAUAUACUCUCUGAGUUUGGUGGAGUCUAGGUAAAACUUUUUGUCUAGCUUUGCACCUGAGAUUCCCUUUCGGUUUCCAUCUAAAGUUAGCUAAAUUUAGGCUAGCUGAAGAUCGUCAAAUUUCUCGACGAUGAAGAAUCAUGUAGAAGAAGCAGAUUACAGACCGUUAAAUGUUUCAUGGAA